Molecule: messenger RNA, 5046 nt
Organism: Pygoscelis adeliae (Adelie penguin)
Lineage: Eukaryota; Metazoa; Chordata; Aves; Sphenisciformes; Spheniscidae
Gene: SPHKAP
Product: SPHK1 interactor, AKAP domain containing
Exons: 10
Coding region: 1-5046 (1681 amino acids)
Cellular component (GO): cytoplasm
Molecular function (GO): protein kinase A binding
Source: RefSeq, a predicted model, not a curated record
AUGCAUGAAGUCCCAGAGCACCAAGGCAGCAGCACAGACAGUUCGGCAAGCAGUUUGGGAAGCUCUGUCACAGCAUGUAAGAAGAUUCUCUGCAGUAACAGUCUGCUAGAAUCAACAGACUACUGGCUGCAGAAUCAGAGGACACCAUGCCAAAUUGGCUUUCUGGAAGACAAGUCAGAAAGCAACUGUGCCUCAGUUUGUUUUGUGAAUUUAGAUGCAAACAGAGAUGAUUGCAGCGAUGAGCAAGUGAAACAGAGAUUAAUCAGCGUCUCUCCAAAUCUCCCCAAACUCAUCAGUUCGAUGAACGUACAGCCACCAAAGGAAAAUGAAAUAGUCCUGCUGAGUGGAUUAGCAUCAGGAAACCUUCAGGCCGAUUAUGAAGUUCCCCAGCGUCCUUGGCUGGCAGAUGUCUGCUUGGUUCAGUGUGCGAGGGGGGACAGGAAAAAUAGCGCAAGCUGCAUCAUUUUUGAAAUAAACAAGUUUCUGAUUGGACUUGAGCUCGUUCAGGAGAGACAGCUGCAGACAGAAGCUCAUGUCUUAAAGCCCGAGGAUGACACAAACUGCUCGGUGUCCUCAAUAGAAGAAGAUUUCCUCACAGCGUCUGAGCACCUCGAGGACGACAACGAGGCUGAUGAAUAUAAAACUGGUCAUGAAAAAGUAAGUGUUUCAGAAGCAUCUUCAGAUGUCAAAAAGAAUAAAGGAAAGGGAUUUGAAAACCUCCACUACAGAAAAGCCAGGUUACCGUUCAUUCUUGAAGGGAACUGCAUUAAUAAAGAUAAUGCAGCUACUAGAGUCUCUGAAGCUGUGAAUAUUGUGGCUGAAGAUGGCAUCUUACAACCUGAAGAUAAGUCAGACCAGGAAAUACUGUGGCAGAAGGAAUUAGCUGGCAGAGCUACUUCAUCCUUUAGUACCACUAAUUUGACUAGUGAGGUUGAAAAUUCCUGCUCAGCGCACGUGUUAGAAGAUGUAUCUUUAGCCAAAAUGGCUAAAGAGGAGCUGGGGCCUCUGUAUGACCCACCAGCGAAACACAACGGUAAGACAGACGGAGAGGAUUGUGCAGGUAUCAGGAAAACCGAUCCUCCCUCGCAAAACGAGCAGGCAACUACAGGUCAGUAUGCCACAAAUCUAGCAGAAUCUGUUCUGCAAGAUGCGUUCAUUAGACUGUCACAGUCUCAACCCACUUUUAGUGAGGAGGCUGCAGUCAGCAUCUCCGUAGGAAGCUCCUGUAAGUCAGAAGACGCAUCUGCUUCCCGAUCGUGGAAUGAACUUCCAAAGAUCGUCAUAGUGCAAAGUCCAGACAGUUCUGAGAAUGUAUCUGACUGGCCGGGGUCUGCCUUCCCCAACCUGUGCCACUGGACUGAAUCAGAAAGUUCUGCUGAAGUUUUGGAUUACUUUGAGGAAGAGCAUUCAAAUGGACACGGCCAGAGCGCGCUGGAAGUGGCUCUGGCUUGUGCAGCCACUGUUAUUGGAACCAUUUCCAGUCCCCAGGCUGCAGAAAAAUUCAGACGGGAUCAAGAAGCCACAGACUCUAAAAGCGGAGUGGUUGAUAAUGAAGAGCUGCACACAGCAUCUUCACAGCUGCCUGAUGACUGUGCUGGCACAGAAUAUUCAUUUCCAUCUGCGCUGUGUGGCAUGACUCAAGUAGCAAGUGCUGUAGCCGUCUGUGGUCUGGGGGAAACGAAGGAAGAGACGUACCCUGCAACUUCGAGUGGACUUCUGUCUGCUGCUCAGACUUCUGCAGCCAUUACUCUUCAUUGUAGCAUAGCUAUAGGAAGCAGCAUGGAGAAGCUAAAUGAUAGCAUUGCAGAGGCACUUCUCAAAGAGGCAUCAGUAAUUUUGACAAAACCCAACACAUACAAAAAUGUAGGGCAUUUUAUGGAAUCCAUAAAUGGAAAAAUUAUUGAAACAGCAGCAAGGCCACGGAUCCCACACACUGAUGAAGUAAUCGGGGAUGAACUUGCGCAAAACUUAUCCAAUAUUAUUCUACGACAUUCUAUUGAAGAGGUUAGGAAGAAGAGACAGCUACACCCCCGUUCAGAAAACGGCUCAAGCACACAAGACAUUUUCAUGGAGACUGCAAAUGAGCUGCUUUUUAACGUAAUAUAUUUCACUUGCAAGAAGAUGAAUGACAUAAGACAAGUUGAAGAGUGUUCUCCUCUCUUUUCCGAAGGCACAAAAGCAGAGAAAGUAACAAGAGCAGAAGGAUGGUCAACACAGGCAACGGCACGUGAAACUUCACACAGCCCCCUUGGUCACUCUGCUGUUAAGCCGUUUGGUACAUCCUACGGCCCUAGUGCUAGCAGAGAUCUUGGAAACGUCACAAACACUAGGAAAAGUAAUAUGAAAGAUGUAAAUAGCAAGGAAGGUGCCACGCUGAAUUCAGAACCAACAAGUAGAGCUGCAGGGCAUAACGCACUUGUCGCAAAAACGUCUCCCAAGAAAAGAUACCUGAAAAGAACCGCACGAGACUGUUACAAAUCCCCAAAUAACAACCAUCAGAAGAAGAAAGAUUACAGAUCAUUUUCAGACAAGGAAAAUACCUUUGCAAACAAUGAAUGCAGGCACGGUGUUCAAGAACAGCUGUCUUCCAGUGCCGCCAUGAAUGCAGAAAAACAGGCCAAGCAUAAGUGUGAUGCUGUGCUAAAUAAUGAUGUUCAGGUUAGCUUGUCGUUAUUAGGAAAUCAUGUCUUGCUUCCUUCUCAGCCUGUGGUACAGGUGAAACAUUCAAGGGACAAGUAUUGUAUAACAGAUUUUGCAGAAGAAUUGGCAGAAACAGUUGUCUCUAUGGCAACAGAAAUAGCUGCCAUUUGUCUUGAAAAUUCAAAUGGAAAGCAACCCUGGUUCUGUGCAUGGAAGAGAGGCAAUGAAUAUCUGGUGACCCAGAGUUUAUCAUGCAGAACCAUGAAAAGGAAAAAGGAAACCCACGCUAAUGGUUCAGUUGUUCGGAAGCACAGGGCACCUAGACUUAGUGAGAUCAAAAGAAAAACAGAUGAGCAUCCUGAGCUAAAGGAAAGGUUGAUGAAUCGGGUAGUAGAUGAAUCUAUAAACCUUGAGGACACACCAGAUUCAGUCAAUAUCUUUGCAAAUGAAGUGGCUGCCAAGAUCAUGAACCUCACCGAACUCUCCAUGGUUGAUAGCAUCUGGCAAGGUCCAAACCACCCCAGGAACAGGCUGCACUGUGACAGAUGGAGCCGAGCCAAGGCCUCGAGCUGUGAGAGCAUACCGGAGGAGGACUCGGAUUCCAAAGCCUCUUUCAAUACCCUAGGCCUAAUGAACACCUUUGGUCAGCCUGUGAGCCAGACAAGUUCUGUCUCAAAGCAGUCUAGUUGUGAAAGCAUUACAGAUGAAUUUUCAAGAUUUAUGGUGAACCAGAUGGAAAAUGAAGGAAGAGGGUUUGAUUUAUUACUGGAUUACUAUGCAGGAAAAAAUGCAAACAACAUCUUAACUUCUGCUUUGCAACAGGUAGCCAAGAAAAAUGGUCAUCUUAAUGUAAGACCAAGUUGCCCAUCCAAACAGUCCAGCACAGAAAGCAUAACAGAAGAAUUUUAUAGGUAUAUGCUAAGAGAAAUAGAGAAGGAAAAUAAAGAUAACAUGUCUUCCCCUCGGAACUCAACGGACUGGUGCGGCAGUUUGCUACCACCCUCUCUGCGAUCACCUUUUUGCUUUAGGCAGUCAUCAGUGCCUGACAGCAGAUCAUCAGGCUCUAGGCUAACAGUUAGCGUCCCGGUUAAGGCCAAUUCAUUAGAUGGAUUUGCUCACCAUCACCGAGAUUCCUUAAGUGUACAGCCAGUCAGUACCGUGGCUUCUUCAGGCCUUUGCAAGUCUGACUCAUGCCUGUACCAAAGAUGCAAGACUGACCAGAUAACAGAUAUGUUGAUUCACGAGACGUGGGCAAGUUCUAUUGAAUCUUUAAUGCGCAAGAAUAAAAUCAUAGCAGAUGAGGCAGAGGCUGCAGAGGCAGACCAGUUUCACAGUGAUUCCCCACCACAUGUGGAACAAUAUGCAAACAGACUGGCUGCAAAUAUUGUUGAAAGCGGUAAAAAUUUAAUUGUUGUCCAGCAGGAUUCUUUUGAUUUUACAAGCCGACAACACGUGCUGGAAAGCAAACAUCCCCAAAGCGCAACUCGGAUUCAGUCAAAACCCAAAAGGGAUGGAGUAAAUUUGGAUGAGAAAAAAGAGCAUGUGAAGAGCCCUGGAUGCCUCCCUGCAGGUCAGCACAGGGAAGUGCCUUUAAUUCAGAUAGAAACCGAUCAACGAGAUGAGCUAGAUAAAGACUCAGAGUCCUUAACUUCAUGUGGCCCUUCUGGAAAGGAGCAUCAAAGCAAAGAAAAGCCUCCAGAAGCUUUUGACGGGAAACACACGGUUUCCAGUUCCCUACUAAACAGCUUGGCUGACUUUAACGAGCAGCGCUGCCUGAAGAUUGGCGGCACCGGUUUGUUUGCCUAUAUGACAAUGUCAGUGUGCCUUCCUUGUCACCCUACCAGCAGCAGUCCUGAGAGCAGACCGGAUGCCGAAAUCCUAGGAGAGACAAAAACAGCUGAAGAAUUUCCAAACCACCUCAGCAGCAGUGAAGAAAGCACUGGCAGCUGGUCCCAGCUAGCUAACGACGAGGACAAUCCUGAUGACACAAGCAGCUACUUACAACUCAGCGAGCGAUCCCUGAGUGAAUUAGUAGAAGAAAAGGUUUUCCUUAAAGAACAGACAGAAAAUACAGAGGAAAGUACUUCUGGGCUUUCAGUGGGAACAGCCAAUUGUCAAAAGGACCUACUGGUGAUAAACUUUGAUCUGGAACCAGAGUGCCCCGAUGUGGAGCUGCGAGCCACCCUGCAGUGGAUAGCCGCUUCUGAACUCGGAAUUCCAACCAUCUAUUUUAAGAAAUCUCAGGAAAACAGAAUUGAAAAGUUUUUAGACGUCGUGCAAUUGGUUCAACGGAAGUCCUGGAAAGUGGGGGAUAUCUUCCAUGCCGUGGUGCAGUACUGCAAGCUCAGCGAGGAAGGCAGAGAGAUGACACCAAGCCUGUUCGACUGGCUUCUCGAAUUGGGUUAG